GUUAUUCUAACCAAAUAGUUGACAGGUGAUGUGAGUCGAGUGUGUGAUAAUUAGGAAAAUAACGAAAAGCAUACGAUGUCUAUCGUACUCGGUGGUGGAAUUAGCGGUUUAUCGGCGGCAUACUAUCUACUCAAACAGAGCAAUCAUGCGCCAAAGCUAUUUGAGGCAAGCAGCCGAUUUGGUGGAUGGAUCAAAACAGAGGUCUCACCAGCUGAUCAGAAAGUACGUUUCGAGUGCGGUCCAAGAACGUUGCGGCCAAAAGGUGUGAAGGGAUUGAACACUCUUGAACUUUGUUCAGAGUUGGGUCUGAACAAUGACAUCGUGCCGAUUACAUCAAACCAUCCUGCAGCAAAAAAUCGUCUGUUAUCCGUUAAAAAUGAAUUGCAUGUGCUACCAGCAAGUAUUACUGGAAUGUUUCGAACAGUGCCACCAUUUACAAAGCCGCUGAUUUAUGGUUUGGUCCGUGAUUUUAGUCGAAGUUAUGCCGGUCAACCACUCAACGAUGAUACGAUUUAUAAUUUCGUCGAACGCCGAUUUGGCACCGAAAUCGCUAAAUAUCUGGUCAGUUCGAUGAUUUGCGGCAUUUGUGCCGGCGAUGCAAAAGAAAUAAGUGUAAAGUUUUUGCUCAAGGAUUUGUUUGAGUAUGAACAGGAGCAUAAAUCAGUUGUAAUGGGCAUUUAUAAGAAGACCCUUGAGCGAAUGUCAAAUAAAAAUGCUGGCAAAAAACCGACUGAACAUUGUAACUUGUCGAAAAGAUCCAUGAUGGAACUAUGGAGUAUUUAUUCGUUGAACGAUGGUCUGGAGAAAUUGCCGAAGACUCUAUCGCAUCAUUUGGAAUCAAAUGGUGUGCAAUUAAGCACAAACGCCAAAUGUGAGCACAUUGAAUUUGGCUCGAAUGGUGUAAAUGUUACGAUCAAUGGAAAGGGCUAUGACACAGAUAAUUUAGUCAGCAGUCUACCGGCAUUUGAAAUUGGAAAAUUGGUACAAAAACAACAUCCAGAACUAGCUGAUGACCUGCUUGCCAUUCCAUAUGUUGACGUGGCUGUGGUGAAUUUCCAAUUUACGGGAAAUAAUUUGCUAGAGAAACCUGGUUUUGGAUUCUUGGUUCCACCAGCUGAAGAUCUGCCAAUAUUGGGUGUGAUCUACGAUAGUUGUUGCUUUGACAUGGGCGAAAACACUGUUCUAACUGUUAUGAUGGGUGGCAAAUGGUUCCGUGAACGAUUUGGCAAUGGCGAUGAACAGGAUUUGUAUGAGAAGGCCAUCGAACAAAUUCGGAAAAUUUUGAAUAUUCAACAAAAGCCAGACGCAUUCAAAGUGAAUAUUUUGAGACAGUGCAUUCCACAAUAUCUCGUGGGUCACUUUGAGCGAAUUGAACGGAUCAACAACUAUAUCGAUCAACAUAAGAUCCCAUUGAAACUUUGCGGCUCUGCAUAUGAUGGUGUCGGUGUGAAUGAUGCAAUUUACUCAGCAAAAGUAGCAGUCGAAUCGAUUGCUAGAUAAUUUUCAUUUCUUCAAACAAAAUGUUCAAACUCUUGAGUUCAUUGGAUAUAACGUGUUGAUAAAUGGUUUUAUUCUAUUACAAACAUUACACUUAAAACGAGUAGUUUAAAUAAAUGGUUAUGAUAAAAAUAUCACAA
This is a messenger RNA of Sitodiplosis mosellana (orange wheat blossom midge), 1637 nucleotides long. It is a transcript of the gene Ppox, whose product is annotated as protoporphyrinogen oxidase. Gene Ontology annotation, molecular function: protoporphyrinogen oxidase activity, oxygen as acceptor. Lineage: Eukaryota; Metazoa; Arthropoda; Insecta; Diptera; Cecidomyiidae. Gene Ontology annotation, biological process: heme biosynthetic process. The transcript has a single exon. The record is from RefSeq and is a predicted model, not a curated record. Gene Ontology annotation, cellular component: mitochondrial inner membrane. Bases 76 to 1500 code for a protein of 474 amino acids.